ACCAGAUCGUGGGGGUCGAUUUGUAUAUAUACCGGGACAGGGGUUACCAUUAAGCAGAUCUAACCAGCUCUCUUAACUAAGCAACUUCAAAAAUGGCCUUCAAGUUUGUAGCCCUUGCCGCCCUCCUGGCCGUAGCUCAUGCCGGUGGACCGGCUGCAUACAGCAUCGCCACUGCACCCGCUGACUACGGUAGUGUCGGAUACACCCAAGAAUCCACCCACAAGGGUUACGCCGGUCAGAACGUCGUGUCUUCCUACAGCAAGGCAGUAGACUCCCCACACUCAUCCGUCCGUGUGAGCAACAGCCGUGUCACCAACGAUGCCCUAAUCAGCCAUCACGCCGUUGCCCCCGUCAGCUACGCCGCCCCAUCUCUAAGCUACGCUGCACACGCACCAGCUUACGGAUACGCCUCCGCCCCCGUCGUAGCCAAGGCCGCAUAUUCCCCAGCCACCGCCGUCUCUUACUCCACCAUCUCCAGCCCGCUCGUCGCUAAGGCUGCAUACGGCGCCCCAGCUCUAAGCUACGCUGCCCAUGCCGCCCCUGCCCUCAGCUACGCUACCCAUGCCGCCCCAGCUCUGAGCUACGCUGCUCAUGCCGCCCCUGCCCUCAGCUACGCUACCCAUGCCGCCCCUGCCCUCAGUUACGCUGCCCAUGGCGCCCCUGUCUUGGCCAAGGCCGCUUACGCCGCUCCAGCUUACGGAUACGCCCCUGGCGCUCCAAUUGCCCAUGCUACCUUCACCGGUCUUGGUGCUAACUACGCCUGGUAAUUUGUUUUUAUAUAAUCAUCAAGUCUACUACUACACGCUCUAGGAUGUACAUACUUGUCACCUAUUUAUAUUGAAAAUAAAUGUAUACUGAGUUUUUCGACUCUAUAA
Cephus cinctus (wheat stem sawfly) is the source of this 875-nucleotide messenger RNA. Its product is annotated as cuticle protein 21.3. Lineage: Eukaryota; Metazoa; Arthropoda; Insecta; Hymenoptera; Cephidae. The record is from RefSeq and is a predicted model, not a curated record. The coding region runs from base 93 to 767 and encodes 224 amino acids. The transcript has 2 exons.